CCAUUUUUCCAUUUGUGAAAACGUAGCAGCCAAUAUUUUGACUAAUACACUGUUCUGUUCUUCACCUAAUUCUUUUCUUCUUCUAAUAAUAACGUGCUGCUAAGUCCUAAAGCUCCUCUUUGGAGCUCCAAUUAACUCCAAACUACCAAAAUCCAGAGCAGGUUUAACAAAGAAUGGGGGUUGGAGGACGUGAAGUGGCGAUUUCAUUGGAUGGAGUGAGGGACAAGAAUAUGAUGCAAUUGAAGAAAAUCAAUACUGCAAUUUUCCCAGUUCGCUACAACGAUAAGUAUUACACUGAUGCCAUUGCCUCUGGUGAUUUCACCAAGCUAGCAUAUUACAGUGAUAUUUGUGUAGGUUCAAUUGCAUGUCGCCUUGAGAAGAAGGAAGCUGGGGCUGUUCGUGUUUACAUAAUGACUCUGGGUGUUUUGGCUCCAUAUCGUGGGCUAGGUAUUGGCAAAAUGUUGUUGAACCAUAUCCUCAAUCUUUCUGCCAAGCAGAACGUUAGCGAGAUUUAUUUGCAUGUGCACACAAUUAACGAAGAUGCCCUCAAUUUCUAUAAGAAAUUUGGAUUUGAGGUUACUGAUAAAAUCCAAAAUUAUUAUACAAACAUAACCCCACCAGACUGUUUUGUCCUGACCAAGUUCAUCACUCAAACGAAGAAAUAGAUAGUCUCAGCUACUUUGAUUGAGCCUUGGUCAAACCUUCACAUUAUCUUUGAGGUUCUGAGCUUUCUGGUUCUAGUUUUUGCUACUUAUGAGUAAUGUGCCACCCAUUGAAUUGUUAGUGUAAGCCCUUUUCUGUUCUAUCUUAUCCUAUCUGCAACAACAUCAAAGUUGAAUGAUUUCCCUGUAAUAGAAAUAGUGCAGUUCAAUGCAAACAUUCGAGUUUGGUUAAUGAAAUGGUCACCAGAUAAAUGAAUGCAAGUUAUGCAUGUUGCAUAUAA
Molecule: messenger RNA, 943 nt
Organism: Nicotiana tabacum (common tobacco)
Lineage: Eukaryota; Viridiplantae; Streptophyta; Magnoliopsida; Solanales; Solanaceae
Biological process (GO): mitotic sister chromatid cohesion
Cellular component (GO): NatA complex
Molecular function (GO): N-acetyltransferase activity
Source: RefSeq, a predicted model, not a curated record